AUGGUUGUGAAGCCUGCUGAGCAAACACCCCUCUCAGCUCUAUACUAUGCCCAUUUGGAUAAGCUUGUAAGCUUGCAAAUCCCAUGUUGUUUUGAAUUCUUCUCCCUUAUGUAUCAAAUGGGACCAACUCUCGGCCCAGAACUAUGGAAAGCGGGCAAACUGAUUCCUUCUCUUUUGUAUUUUUCGAUUCAGGCUGGUGUCCCUGAUGGAGUGAUCAAUGUUAUAACGGGCUAUGGACCAACAGCUGGUGCAGCCAUUAGCUCUCAUAUGGACAUCGACAAAGUUAGUUUUACAGGGUCCACGGAGGUAGGACGUCUAGUGAUGCAGGCUGCAGCCAAAAGCAAUUUGAAACCUGUCUCACUUGAACUUGGAGGCAAGAACCCCCUCAUAGUCUUCGAUGAUGCAGACAUUGAAACAGCCGCCAAUCUGGGAGAAAUUUGUGUGGCGAGUUCUCGUAUAUUUGUUCAGGAAGGGAUUUACGAUGAUUUUGCAAAGAAAUUGGCAGAGAAAACAAAAAAUUGGGUUGUUGGGGACCCUUUUGAUCCUUCUGCUAGUCAAGGACCCCAAGUCGACAAGAAACAGUACGAUAAAAUACUGUCAUACAUUGAUCAUGGCAAGAGAGGCGGCGCUAUAUUGUUAAGUGGUGGAAAGGCCAUGGGCGAUAAGGGAUACUAUAUCGAGCCAACAAUUUUUGGUGAUUUGAAGGAUGAUAUGACUAUUGCCAAGGAUGAAAAUUUGGGCCUUGUUGAUGAGGCUAUUAAGAGAGCCAAUGCCACAAGGUAUGGUCUAGCAGCAGGCAUUGUGACCAAUGAUUUGAAUGUGGCCAACACAGUUUCAAGAUCAAUUCGAGCUGGAGUCAUUUGGAUCAAUUGCUACAUUGCCUCUGAUCAGGAUUGCCCUUAUGGAGGGUACAAAAUGAGUGGGUUUGGGAGAGAUUUAGGACUUGAAGCCAUUGACCAGUAUCUUCAAGUUAAAGCUGUUGUCACUCCCAUAUACAAUUCUUCUUGGCUGUGAGUUAAAUCAAAACCAACGGGUCUUUGGUUCAAUGAUAUUCCUUACCUUGUAAAAGUUUUGUAUUUUUGAGGUCAAAUGUUCAAGUCUCCCCUCCCCUCCCCAAAAAAAAAAAUUAAAUCAAGGGUUCAGAUGUUAAGGUGAAAUUAGUGGGGGUGGGGGACACUUGUUGGGCGAUGGAAGAGGAUGUGGUUUG
Molecule: messenger RNA, 1207 nt
Organism: Ilex paraguariensis (yerba mate)
Lineage: Eukaryota; Viridiplantae; Streptophyta; Magnoliopsida; Aquifoliales; Aquifoliaceae
Source: the annotation of a GenBank genome assembly